AGACGGUUCCCUGGUUCAGCCCAUGUUCAACGAGUAAACCGUCUCUCUCUCCACCAGCACCGUAAGCGUCUUGUUUGGCGCAUGAGCAGAAGGUUUCCAGGAUUCUGCAUCCAAAAUCUAGCCGUCACAUUUUGUCAUUUUUUCACCGUUGAAUUAUUCGUCCAUUAUAUACGGUCGACGGAAUGAUGAAAUAUUGAAGUUUUUGGUUUAAAAUUUAGUCAAUUUUUGUGCUGAUCACUUCCUAUGUUAUAAGUAAAGAACGAGGGAUCAUUUUACAUUCAUCGCAGCAGCUACAUUCCACACAAAUUGUUUCUAUUUUGUUGUCAGUAUUCAGUGAUCGAAGAACUAAUCAACAUCAUCAAAAUGCACGGUCGACUCAAGGUACGAACCACUGCUGAAAUGCAGGCCAUCACCAAGAAAAAAGAGCAAGAAAAAGCGAAAUAUUACAAAUCUCAAAUGGAGAAAAUAUUUGCCAAGAGAAAAGAGCAACAAUUAGAUGAAGAAAUGUUGACAUUGACUGCCGAAGUUGUAGCUAUGAAUCCGGAUGUGGCUACAUUAUGGAACAUACGUCGUGAAUCCUUGCUAAAGAUGAAAGAUACCAUAGAAGAUAUAAAUGCAGUAGUUGAGAAAGAAUUAAAAUUAACCGAAACCGGACUUCGAGUUAAUCCAAAAUCAUAUUGUGCUUGGCAUCACAGAUGUUGGGUUUUAGAUCAAUACGCUGAAAAACCUAAUUGGGAACGUGAAUUGCAACUUUGUACGAAAUAUUUGGAGCUGGAUGAGAGAAAUUUUCAUUGUUGGGAUUAUCGAAGAUACGUAGUAGAUCACCACUCGGCUGAAUUGAUUAAGGAGUUGAACUACAGUGAACAAAAAUUGAUAUCGAAUUUUUCGAACUAUUCUGCGUGGCAUUACCGAAGUAAACUCAUACCUCGAAUUUAUUGCGCUUUCGAACGCGAGAAAUUAGUUGAAAAUGAUAUCUAUCGACAAGAGGUAUCUUUAGUCGAAAAUGCUGUUUAUACCGACCCCAAUGAUCAGAGUGCUUGGUUCUAUCAUCGUUGGUUACUUGGCCAUAUAACCAAUUCUGUGAGAAUAAUUCAAGCCGGAAUUGAUGCAUCAAAUUCUCUGUGUUGGGUCGCUAUUCAUCCUACUACUCCUGGAAUUACUGUUCAGGGCUUUGGGAACGAUAAAUGGGAAUAUUUAAACGAAGAUAAAUUUUCCAAUAUACUAGUGAAGAAAGUGACCAAUCUGAAGCCUAGUGAAAAAAAUAAAGUCACAUUGUUUCAUAACGAUAACGAAGUAGAUUCGGUAGAUUUCAACCAAGAUAAGAUUAUCUGCAGAAGCGCUGACUUUAGACCUGUACUUAGUGAUACGGAGAAAAAUUAUUUAAAACAGCAGUUAGACUCUUAUAAACAAUUAGUUCAACUCGAACCUCAGAAUAAAUGGGCGUUACUAGCCAUGAACUUGAUUAAAGAAAAACUCGGCGAGGAAGUUGAUAUUGACACGUUAGAAAAAUUAAAAUCCAUCGAUAAACUGCGCGCCAAUUAUUAUUCAGAUUUCGUUAGUCGCUUAGUAAUGGAACGAAAAUUGAGCUCAAUCAACGAUUGGAGUGGUAGUUUCGUUGCUGGGAGCAUAUCCCUUACAGCAUUUUACCAUAGUUAUUAUUUUACUCAUUUUCAAGAAGUUGAUUUGAGUGAUAAUCCGCUCGGAGAUGGACUAAUCGAAAAACUAUCCGUUUUGUUUUCUUGCAAAGUAUUGAAAUUGAGAAAUUGCAAGAUAACUUCAAUCGAUUCUUUUCCUGCCUUGAAAAAUCUUCGUAUAUUAGAUUUAAGUAAUAAUCCAAUUUAUUGUGAUACACCACCAGCGGGCUUAUCAAACUGUGAUUCAUUAGAAGAAUUCAUCUGUGAUCAAAUUUCUAUAACUUCGUCGGUUGUCUCACGGAUCACGUCAAGUUGUAAGGUUCCUCAAAGUGAAAGCACCUGAGUUCUGAGGGCUCUCUUAUCCGAAUUUGAAUAAUUUUACAGUACACUUACUAAAUAACAACCACGAUCAAGUUUUGCAGAAGGACAUCCAUUAGGGAAAACCGUUCAAUUAUUGCUAUGUACUUAUUUUUAAGGGAUUAUUUAUUUUGUUCAACUGUCAAUAAAUCUUGUGCAUCAAUCACGAAGCUGAGACUAUGAGUCGGUAUUUCAGCAGGUUAUGGGUCCAGUAUGCUGACACUGCAUCCUGGGCCCAUAACCUGUUGGAAAUACUGCUUUCAAAUGGAAAAUCGAUUCAAAAAUUCGUCGUCAUAUUGCUUCCAGAAUUUGAACGCUUUCCAAGCAACUGGGAAUGUUAUUUUUUUGUAGCACGAAAUAAUCAUGUUUUCGUAUGUAUUUUGUAACAUACUUGUUGUCAAUUACAAUUUCAUUUUACUAAAA
This is a messenger RNA of Planococcus citri (citrus mealybug), 2414 nucleotides long. It is a transcript of the gene RabGGTa, whose product is annotated as Rab geranylgeranyltransferase subunit alpha. The record is from RefSeq and is a predicted model, not a curated record. Bases 364 to 1977 code for a protein of 537 amino acids. Gene Ontology annotation, molecular function: protein binding; Rab geranylgeranyltransferase activity. Gene Ontology annotation, cellular component: cytoplasm; Rab-protein geranylgeranyltransferase complex. The transcript is spliced from 10 exons. Gene Ontology annotation, biological process: protein geranylgeranylation. Lineage: Eukaryota; Metazoa; Arthropoda; Insecta; Hemiptera; Pseudococcidae.